AACAAAAUUUUAUCAGCUUUGGUCAACGUCAAUUCUCUGCGGAUGUAUGAAGAAAGUUUAAAAGUACGUGUUUUACAAAUUAUGACUUCCUUAUUUAACAACAGUUUGCGGUGUCUGUGCGGCAAGAUGCAGGGACUUUGCUACUGCAUACUGCUUGUGUUUUUUCAUUUGAAUUACGUAGCAUGUGUCCAAGUCCACAGUGAAAGAUGCGCGAAAGGUUUAGAUCUCGAGUUGCCGACGGGUUCCAAACUAGAGAAUGGAAGCUUGGUGAUCAAAGGAGUUCUGUACAACAAUAUAUCUACCUGGACUAAUGGAUCCAAACACUUCGUCUGCGAAUGCCAUCUGAAGCCUUGUUUCAGAAAAUGUCCAGAAGAUGUGCUCAGAAAGCACAAUUUGAAACAAAUUUCAAAUGAAACGCAAGUUCAACUUGGUGAGGGAAGAGUUGAGACUCAUCUCUUCAGCGUUAUAACACUACUAGACGAAGAGAUUGACUGUCAGCUUAUAUCAGAUGUCUAUAAUAACACACCAGAGGAUGAAUAUAAUGAUUAUAUUCUGUCAGCUAAUGGCCAGCUCACUUUCUUGAGUGACAACGAAACUUAUAGUCCAAGUGAAUUUUGCAUUAGUGACACCGGAGAAAAUAGAAACGCAGUUUUCUUGUGUCGUUUCGACCAGCCUGAAGAUCAUUACCAGAUGUUUAUCACCGUUCUAAUACUGAUCUCUGCCGUGAUGCUGUUUCUUAAUUUCGUUGUAAUUUUGUCAACACCUGAAUAUAAAAAUCUCCACGGAAGGAAUCUUGCUUGUCAGUCCUUUACUUUGAUGGCUGGGUUGGCUGGGCUUGCAGUAAUAUCUCUCGUGGGACACUCCAUGCAUAAAACUUUGUGCAAAAUAACUGGCUAUGUCACCUACUUUUUUAUGCUCAGUUCCUUCUUCUGGCUUAACGUAAUGUGCUUCGACAUAUUCUAUACCUUCAGGAUCCUCAAGAAAUCGACUGGCUCUGGAUUCGAUUCACAAAAUCGAAGAUUUAGGGUCUACGCCAUGUAUUCAACCCUCUUCCCAGUCCUUAUGUGCAUUGUGGUUAUUGUAUGCGACAAUACUCUCACCUCAGGUCAUUUUUAUCCUGGAUUUGGCGAGCCAUCUUGUUGGUUCAAAGACGGACCUGUCUACGUCGGGGAUAUCUUUUUUCACGGAUUAAUCCUCGUUAUGAUGUUGUUGAACAUUUUCUUCAUCGCAUUCGCCGUAUAUAGAAUUACGAAGAUUAGUCUAAAAACCAAGAAAGAAAUGAAACGAACGAACAGCAUCCGCCACUCUGGAAAUGAUGAUAGACAGAGGGCCAUGAUGUACUUCAAGCUGUUCUUCUUAAUGGGCGCAACUUGGGUAUUUGAACCGAUUUCAGCCUGGUGCAACAAUGAACCAAAGUGGCUCUUUCGGCCAAUCGACAUCAUCAACGCUUCGCGAGGAACUUUUGUUUUUAUUCUCUGCGUUUUUCUCAACCCUAAAGUGAGGAAGUCGAUCGCUAAGUGGAGGGUAUGUAGAGCUUUCUCGAAGCAAGAGCAUCAAACCUCUACAAGUAGCACCACUGGUGUUAUGUUGCAGGAUCUAUCCGAAACUAGAAGAAUUGAUUGAUUUGUUGUAUUUGUAGGUCUCAGUUGUCCUGUAUAUUUUUUACUAGUAUUAUAUCUGUUAAGUGAAAAGAAAAAAAUAUUUCAGGAUAAUCUCGAAUUUUUUAAAUUAAUUAUCCAAGAGUGGUUUACUUCAGUAAGUGAAGUAGUUUAAAAAAAUGUAUUUUUAUUGCCGCUUUAGUUAAUCCAAUCGUUAUAACGUCCUGGUCCCGGCAAAAUUGCGCAACGUUCAACAAACACCCAAAUUUUCAUUUUCGAAUUGAUUGUUGACCUUUUCUUGCAACAAGGAAAUUCGGGUUUGGUUUUGUUGAAAGUUACGCAAUUUUGCCGGGACCAGGACGAUAAACUAAUACAUAUUUAAUCAUAAAAUAUCCAAAACGUUUUCCUCCUAUAUAAACAAUUUGAUUAUAUAUUUAUCAGUCUUUUUUACUUCAUUUUCCCCUGCUUAUUUGUAAAAAGCGUUGUUCUUUAUUUCUUCUCAAAUACUUUAAAUAAACCUUCUUUUAAAAUUAUGGAAUUUGUAACAUUUUUCAAAGUUAAACCUUAUAUUAGCCAUACAGAUAUUAUAAAAUGUAACUUUGAUAGUACAAAAUAAAUUCCCUCUCUUUUUUUUAUUUUGUUGCUGUUCAACAA
Cloeon dipterum is the source of this 2252-nucleotide messenger RNA. RefSeq names its product G-protein coupled receptor Mth2-like. Gene Ontology annotation, biological process: cell surface receptor signaling pathway; G protein-coupled receptor signaling pathway. The record is from RefSeq and is a predicted model, not a curated record. The transcript is spliced from 7 exons. Gene Ontology annotation, molecular function: G protein-coupled receptor activity. Gene Ontology annotation, cellular component: membrane. Lineage: Eukaryota; Metazoa; Arthropoda; Insecta; Ephemeroptera; Baetidae. Bases 43 to 1623 code for a protein of 526 amino acids.